UUCUGGAUACUGGCUGUGGGAUUUUUUUUAUUAUUAUUUUUAUUAUUUUUGAUUGGCUUUUUCUCCCUUCUUGGAUGUGAGUUGAAGGCCAAUAACUGAAGUGUUGAAAACCAGUGCAGAAGGACACUCACCUUGUUUUGUUUGAACCCUUGUUUGCUGGGAUACUUUCAAGCCCUCCUUCACAGUCAUGUGGUCAUCACAGCUGCUGUUCUUCACAAUGCUCUUAACACCGUUAGCCCAUGCUUUCAGCCGUGCCCCGGUCCCCAUGGCUGUGGUCCGAAGGGAACUGUCCUGUGAGAGUUACCCCAUAGAGCUUCGCUGCCCCGGAACAGAUGUUAUCAUGAUUGAAAGUGCCAACUACGGGAGGACUGAUGAUAAAAUCUGUGACUCUGAUCCUGCUCAGAUGGAGAAUAUCCGCUGUUAUCUGCCAGAUGCCUAUAAGAUUAUGACUCAAAGAUGCAGUAAUCGGACCCAAUGUGCUGUUGUGGCCGGCCCUGAUGUGUUUCCAGACCCUUGCCCUGGGACGUACAAAUACCUGGAGGUUCAGUAUGAAUGUGUCCCUUACAUUUUCCUUUGUCCUGGACUGCUAAAAGGAGUAUACCAGAGUGAACACCUGUUUGAAUCCGACCACCAGUCUGGUGCCUGGUGCAAAGACCCUCUGCAGGCGUCUGACAAGAUCUACUACAUGCCUUGGACACCUUAUCGGACAGACACACUGACGGAGUACUCCUCCAAGGAUGACUUCAUCGCUGGGAGGCCAACCACGACCUACAAACUCCCGCACCGAGUGGACGGCACAGGGUUUGUGGUGUACGAUGGGGCUUUGUUCUUCAACAAGGAGCGAACCCGAAAUAUAGUCAAGUUUGACUUGCGGACAAGGAUAAAGAGCGGGGAGGCUAUCAUAGCUAAUGCAAAUUACCAUGACACCUCUCCCUACCGCUGGGGAGGAAAGUCUGAUAUAGACCUGGCCGUGGAUGAGAAUGGGCUAUGGGUAAUCUAUGCAACAGAACAAAAUAAUGGCAAAAUAGUCAUUAGCCAGUUAAACCCUUAUACGUUAAGGAUUGAAGGGACGUGGGAUACUGCCUACGACAAGAGGUCAGCUUCUAACGCUUUUAUGAUCUGUGGGAUUUUAUAUGUGGUCAAGUCUGUGUAUGAAGAUGAUGACAAUGAAGCCACAGGGAAUAAAAUAGACUACAUAUAUAACACUGACCAAAGCAAGGAUAGCAUGGUGGAUGUGCCCUUUCCAAACUCCUAUCAGUACAUUGCUGCUGUGGAUUAUAAUCCCCGGGACAACCUUCUCUAUGUAUGGAACAACUAUCACGUAGUGAAGUAUUCCUUGGAUUUUGGCCCGCUGGACAGCAGAACAGGGCAGGCUCACCAUGGGCAGGUUUCCUAUAUUGCCCCACCAAUCCACCUCGAUUCAGAUCUGGAGCGACCACCAUCUAAGGGGGUAUCAACAUCAGGGGCACUGGGCCCGGCGAGCACCACUGCCAGCACCACACCACGAACGGCCACCAGCAGCACUGGCCGCCCCACCACCACCUCGGCUUUGGGCAGGAGGAACAGGAGCACCAGCAUGCCCUCGCCCAUGGCUGAUGUCCCUGAUGAGAUGACCACACACCUCCCACCUGCCUCCUCCCAGCUGCCCCCAGCUGGUGCCGAGAGCUGCGACCCUAUGGAAGCCCGUGAUAUUAUGUGGUCUCGCACCCGGCAGGGACAAAUGGCAAAGCAACCGUGUCCCAUGGGCUCAAUAGGUGUUGCAACUUUCCGGUGUCUUGCACCAGAUGGAAUCUGGGAGCCCCAGGGACCAGAUCUCAGCAACUGCUCUUCUCCCUGGAUCAACCACAUCACUCAGAAGAUGAAGUCAGGAGAGAUGGCUGCCAAUAUUGCCCGAGAGCUUGCGGAGCACACCAGAAACCACUUGUAUGCUGGUGACAUCACAUACUCCGUGUCUGCCAUGGUUCAACUGGUGAACUUACUUGAUGUGCAGCUCCGAAACCUGACGCCAGGUGGGAAGGACAGUGCUGCACGCAGCUUGAAUAAGGCCAUGGUGGAAACAGUGAACAACCUCCUGCAACCACAGGCGCUGAAUGCCUGGAGGGAUCUGAAUGCAAGUGAACAGCAACGUGCAGCUACGAAAUUGCUUGACACCGUGGAGGACAGUGCCUUCGUGCUGGCUGAUAACCUGCUGAAGACUGACAUUGUCCGUGAAAACACUGACAAUAUCCAGCUGGAAGUUGCAAGACUAAGUACAGAUGGCAAUCUAGAAGAUCUGAAGUUUCCCCAGAACACGGGCCAUGGGAGUGCCAUUCAACUUUCAGCAAAUACUUUGAAACAAAAUGGUCGAAAUGGUGAAAUCAGGGUAGCCUUUGUGCUGUACAACAACUUGGGCACCUAUCUCUCCACGGAGAAUGCUAGCAUGAAAUUAGGAACUGAAGCGAUGUCUACUAAUCACUCCGUCAUCGUCAACUCCCCUGUCAUCACGGCAGCAAUAAACAAAGAGUUCAGCAAUAAGGUUUACCUGGCUGAUCCUGUGGUCUUUACUGUCAAGCAUAUCAAGCAGUCAGAAGAAAAUUUCAAUCCAAACUGUUCAUUCUGGAGCUAUACUAAGCGUACCAUGACUGGGUAUUGGUCCACCCAAGGAUGUCGCCUCCUGACAACUAACAAGACACACACCACAUGCUCCUGCAAUCACCUAACCAACUUUGCAGUCCUGAUGGCACAUGUGGAAGUUAAGCACAGCGAUGCGGUGCAUGACCUGCUUCUGGACUUUAUCACCUGGGUGGGCAUCCUGCUGUCACUUGUCUGCCUCCUGAUCUGCAUCUUCACCUUCUGCUUCUUCCGUGGGCUACAGAGUGACCGCAACACAAUUCACAAGAACUUGUGCAUCAGCCUUUUUGUAGCAGAACUUCUCUUCCUCAUUGGCAUCAACCGGACUGACCAGCCGAUUGCCUGUGCUGUCUUUGCUGCCCUCCUGCACUUCUUCUUCCUGGCGGCUUUCACCUGGAUGUUUCUGGAAGGUGUGCAGCUCUACAUCAUGCUGGUGGAAGUUUUUGAGAGUGAACACUCCCGGAGGAAGUACUUCUAUUUGGUUGGCUAUGGCAUGCCUGCACUGAUCGUGGCUGUGUCAGCAGCAGUGGACUACCGGAGCUAUGGCACAGACAAAGUAUGUUGGCUCCGACUUGACACCUACUUCAUUUGGAGCUUUAUAGGACCAGCGACCUUGAUAAUUAUGCUUAAUGUAAUCUUCCUUGGGAUUGCUCUCUAUAAAAUGUUUCAUCAUACUGCCAUACUGAAACCUGAAUCUGGAUGUCUUGACAAUAUCAAGUCCUGGGUGAUAGGUGCGAUAGCCCUGCUCUGCCUAUUAGGACUGACCUGGGCAUUUGGACUCAUGUAUAUUAAUGAAAGCACAGUCAUCAUGGCGUAUCUCUUCACCAUAUUCAAUUCUCUACAGGGAAUGUUUAUAUUCAUUUUCCAUUGUGUCCUCCAGAAAAAGGUACGUAAAGAGUACGGAAAAUGCCUGCGCACACAUUGCUGUAGUGGGAAAAGUACAGAGAGCUCUAUUGGCUCAGGAAAAACCUCGGGGUCACGGACACCUGGAAGAUAUUCCACAGGCUCACAGAGCCGGAUUCGUAGGAUGUGGAACGACACAGUUCGAAAGCAGUCCGAGUCUUCCUUUAUUACUGGAGAUAUAAACAGUUCAGCUUCACUCAACAGAGAGGGGCUUCUGAACAAUGCCAGGGAUACAAGUGUCACGGAUACUCUACCACUGAAUGGUAAUCACGGCAACAGCUACAGCAUCGCCAGCGGCGAGUACCUCAGCAACUGCGUGCAAAUCCUCGACCGCGGGUACAACCACACCGAGAACGCCCUCGAGAAAAAGAUCCUGAAGGAACUCACCUCCAACUACAUCCCCUCCUACCUGAACAACCACGAGCGCUCCAGCGAGCAGAGCCGCAACCUGAUGAACAAACUCGUCAACAGCGUGGGCGGCGGGAGCGAGGACGACGCCAUCGUGCUGGACGACGCCACCUCCUUCACCCACGAGGAGAGCCUGGGCCUGGAGCUCAUCCACGAGGAGUCAGACGCCCCGCUGCUGCCCCCCCGCGUGUACUCGGCUGAUGGCCCCCAGCCCCACCUCUACAGCCGGCGGCGCAUCCCACAGGACAACAGCGAGAGCUUUUUCCCCUUGCUGACCAACGAGCACACGGACGACCUCCAGUCGCCCAACAGGGAUUCUCUGUACACCAGUAUGCCCACGCUGGCCGGCAUGCCUGUGGCAGAAAGCGUUGCCGCCAGCACCCAGACCGACCCCCCGCCGGCAAAAAGCGGCGAUGCCGAUGAUGUUUACUACAAGAGCAUGCCCAACCUCGGCUCCAGGAACCACGUCCAUCAGCUACACACGUACUACCAGCUAGGCCGAGGCAGCAGCGACGGCUUUAUAGUCCCGCCGAACAAAGAGGGAACCUCCCCGGACGGCAGUGCGAAAGGACCCGCUCAUUUGGUCACUAGUCUAUAGAAGGUUAAGCAAAAAUGACGCAAACGGACACCCACAGCCCCUCCGUAACGCUCGGUUUACUGUUCUGAGUUAAUACAAGCAGUGGUAAUAUUGUGUGUACUCCUAAAUCUUCAUGCUGUUCUAAGCGAAAUGAAACUCUCAGACUUUUUUUACUGGAAUUUUUAGGCCAGCCCGGAGAGAACAGGAACUGCUGCCCCUUCCCUCCCCCCAGUUCCUCCCCAUCCUCCCUCCCUUCAGACAGACUUCAUUAUGUUAAUGAAAGAGAUAGGACAGAUAACGGCACACUUCGUGGCCUUCUCAAGUUAUGCUGUAUUUGUUUAAACGAUCCUUGAUGCUGUGUUGCUCUUAAUACUGAGGACCUGAUUUAAGAAAGAAAAAAAAAUGCAAAGAAAAAAAAAAAGGCCAAAAAUGUGCAUUUGAAACUAGUAGCGAUGACGCAUCUAGGUGGGAGUGCUGCACAAAACAAACAAGCUAGCAAACUGUCUGUUACAAAUCCGGAUCAUGCAGCGGGGUUUGGUCACUCACAACUCGGUUUGAUCGCAGCGCCCUUCGCUGCAGGAGCAACCGAAACAAAAAUUAAUGAUACGGAAGGGAAUCCUAGAAUUAUAUGCUAAAGGCAUAUUUUAUGUUUUGCUGUAUUAACUGACGAUCAAAACUAAUGGCAGAAAAAGAGAAUCAAACAAUUUCUAUGUAAUGUACAGAUACUAGCAUUGCACAUAUAGUCUGCUUUCUGUUCCUCCAGAACUUGCGUCCCUGUUAAUGUAGUGGAAAAAAAAUAAGAACUUUUUCUGUUGUGCUGGUCUUGUAAGUUUGUCUACCAGUAGGAGCAAGGUUUUUCAUAACUCCUGUUUUUCUUUUCUUUCCUUUUGCCUCUCCCCUCCAUCCCUCCCAUCCUGGUAAAAAGUCUCACUGGGCAGAAAAACGAACACCACUUUCUAAGGACCAUUUUUAGGAACGCGAUGGCAGUUUCUUUCCAACCAAGAGAGUCUUUUCUUUCCUCAUCGUGUAUCUUUCUCAAGCCGCCAUAUGGCUGGCAGACUUUUUGCAGAAUAGAGCAGGGCAAACUUUAUGUUUACAGUGCACAACCGAUCGUAACAAGAAUCCUGUGAAGCAUCUUUGGCAAGCAGCCCCUCACCCAGGCCGUAGGUUCGCAUCUAGAAGCCAAGAGGUUUUUGUAGUCGUAGCGGGGCUUCUGCAUGAGACGGCGAUUUCCCCAUAGGAGCUAAGGGCCUUCAUGGCCCCGUCCGGUCCCCGUUUAGGCACUUGUAAUGCAGUGGUUAAGAAGAAAAUUGAUUGAUGCGUAGUGAUCUAAAAAGUACUUUUGCAGUGAUUUUUAAAGAAAAAAAAAAAAAAGUCUUCUGUUCAUUCUUUUGCCUAACAGGAAAUUUAUUUAUUUGACAUGAUUUCAAGUAACAUAGGCUUUCCAGAG
This is a messenger RNA of Phasianus colchicus (ring-necked pheasant), 5948 nucleotides long. NCBI's taxonomy places the organism in Eukaryota, Metazoa, Chordata, Aves, Galliformes, Phasianidae. The record is from RefSeq and is a predicted model, not a curated record.